Hylaeus volcanicus is the source of this 811-nucleotide messenger RNA. RefSeq lists its product as uncharacterized. Gene Ontology annotation, molecular function: small ribosomal subunit rRNA binding; mRNA 5'-UTR binding; structural constituent of ribosome. Lineage: Eukaryota; Metazoa; Arthropoda; Insecta; Hymenoptera; Colletidae. The coding region runs from base 114 to 563 and encodes 149 amino acids. The record is from RefSeq and is a predicted model, not a curated record. Gene Ontology annotation, biological process: maturation of SSU-rRNA from tricistronic rRNA transcript (SSU-rRNA, 5.8S rRNA, LSU-rRNA); ribosomal small subunit assembly; translation. Gene Ontology annotation, cellular component: ribosome; cytosolic small ribosomal subunit. The transcript has a single exon.
CAAACGUGACCCGAUUGGGAGUCAAAAUUCUAACGACUGUACCACAUGGAGCAGACUAGCCAGGAUAGUGUUGUGACUACAUCUAACGAGAUUUUGUGUCCUAGAUAGGUGUUAUGGCUCCGAAAAAAUCUCGUGCUCCCGAUGCUAUCGCAGCAAACUACCCUUAUGCUACAGACGGAGAACAUGUUUUUGGAGUAGCUCAUAUCUAUGCUUCUUUCAACGAUACGUUCAUUCAUGUUACAGACUUAUCAGGUCGUGAAACCAUCGUUCGUGUGACUGGUGGCAUGAAAGUUAAGGCUGAUCGGGACGAAUCUUCUCCUUAUGCGGCUAUGUUAGCUGCCCAAGAUGUGUCUCAACGAUGUAAAGAACUUGGAGUUACAGCAAUCCAUGUGAAGCUUCGCGCCACUGGUGGUACGGGAACUAAAUCGCCGGGUCCUGGAGCACAGGCCGCUCUCCGUGCGCUCGCUCGUUCUGGAAUGAAGAUAGGAAGAAUUGAAGAUGUCACUCCUAUUCCUACCGAUAGUACUAGACGAAAAGCUGGUCGUCGUGGUCGUCGAUUGUAGUUUUCUAGUGUAAAAAUUUAUUUAAUUCUUGUUAGCAGCUCAUUUUAAAAUGUUUGUCUUAACCUGAAACUCAAUAUACAGAUUUGUUUCAAACAUACAUUAAUCUUUUGGUUAAUUAAAUCACAUACAUUAAAGAAAAUUUUCGAUGUCAUAAAAUCCAUGAAUCGAUAAAACUAAUUUUUUUUCCAUAAUAGUUAAGCUGUUGUAGUAAAUGAUGAUUUUGUUGAAGCUCUUUGUUUUCAAGCUAU